GUCACAUGCAGUGUUUCUUUAGCAUCAGUUACGAUGAGCUGAUGCCGACGCCAAAUUUAAACGUGAAAGUGAAAAAUCAUGCAAAGCUCGCUGCUACUCUUUGUGACCAUUGCUUUUUUGCAGUGCUUUGGAAGUGACGCGGCUCGUUCGCACCCCACUUUGCGUGCCGUCACAGUGAUAUUUAGACACGGAGACCGUUUACCAAACGACCAAAAAGGUGGAGGUUUAACAAACACUGGAAGACUGAGAUCUUAUCGAUUCGGGGAAAAGCUACGCAAAAAAUAUGGUGAUUUUCUGGGCGAAUUUUACGAACCAGCGUCGAUUUUCGCUCGCAGCACCGAGUACGCCAGAGCCCAGAUGAGUUUACAACUUACACUUGCGUCACUGUACCCGCCGCAAAAGCACCAGAAAUGGCACAAAUCGUUAAACUGGCAACCGAUACCAUAUUCCCAUGCUCCGUUAAAUAACGACGUUUUACUUUAUCCCGAUGGCUGUCCAAGAUUCGUGCAAGAAUUAAAAGCAGCUGAAUCGAGCGCCGAGUUUAAAAAGCUUCUCGAGCCAUUCCAGGAGACAAUGAAAAAUUUGACGAGAUUGACGGGUAGUCAAGUAAGCAGCAGCAGAGAUAUGUUUCUGUUGUAUCACAAGUUUGACGCAAUGAGAUACAUGAAUGAGACGCUCGAGGACUGGGUCUAUGAUUACUUUCCCGACGGUGCUCUUUUGAACGGAACAUACCUGGAAUACAAACGGCUGAAGUUCACCGAUUGGCUGCGAAAAAUAAACGGCGGUGCUCUGAUGCGUAAAGUAGUCGACGACAUGACGGCCGAGAGCAAAAGGGCCGAGGCCGAUGGUCGCAAGCUCUUUUUGUACGGCGCUCACGAAUUGAACAUCGUGUCGGUUUUGCAAACGCUCAAGCUGUGGAAGCCGCACAUUCCCGAGUACUCGAGCGCCGUCGUGCUGGAGCUGCGGGAGCAGUUGAAUCUCCACUUUGUCAAGGUGCUGCAUUACCAAGGUAUCCCGCCAGUUUUCAUUGAAAAGCAAAUUCCAGGUUGUACGACGCUCUGUCCCCUGGAUAAGUUCAUCAAGCUGAUAGAGGACCAGUUGCCGUCGUACGAUGAAAUAAUUUGCAGCAACGAAAGGCUAUAAUCCGAGAGGAUCGCGUAGCGCGGGCGAUUAUAUAAGCAAAUAAUACGAUCUAUAUAUUUGCUUUGGUAUCAAAGGAAGCGCGACGAAGACAAUCUGUAUAUUAUAAAAAGAGGAUAAGCUUCUGCGAACAAUCGAGAUAUUGGUUUGGCUAUAAAGAAGAAAAGGAGGAGAGACGAAGAAGCUGAUGAUGCAGCUGUGGCGAAGAUCAAUUAAGCGAAACGAGCGCAGAAACUUUGCGAAAAGUCUGACAGCUGAGAAAAAUAAACGGAUACACUCGGGGGAUGCAGGAUCAAAGGGAGAGACUCGGGAUCGACGCUAUCGGAUAGCUGCGCGGAAAGGCGAGGGGGUGGCGCGUAAUUAAAAUCUCUUGUGCGUAUAAUAGACGUAAACAGCGUGGAGCAAUCGGUCGCUACUGCUGCCGCUGCUGGCCAAGACUCGAGCUUAUAGUUAUCUCGAAUACUGCAAACUAUACAUACGUAAGCUAAGGUAUUAGUCACGCUAAACGCUCGCUUCCCCCUUUGUGCUUAUAUUCCCGCGCGCAGUUCACGUUCACGGCAGACGCGCGCGGCCGGGCCUGGAUAUAGGAUGAGGGAAGAGAGUCUCUCGAAAACAGAGACAGAACACGAGCCAUUUGCGCUAUGUCUUUGCAGCGUAACGGAUGAAAAGCAGCCCGUUAUAUGCGAGAACGAUAGAGAGAGCUAUACAGAGAGGUGCCUGCCCGCCCAAGUUAUAUGCAACAACGGCAGAAGCAGCGGUAGCAGCAGCAGCAGAUGCUGGGAUUGAGAUGAGAUAAUAUCCGUCGAAUGCCGGAAGACCGGAAUAUUGGCGGAGCGCCGUACAAUUUCCUUCGCAGCGUAAGCUCAAGCUGCGUCCCUCUCGCCCUCCCUCCCUUCUUUCCUCCCGGUCCCUCGAAUCUCUCUCUGAUAUGUAUGUGCAGUUUGGAAUACGCAGCAACAGCAGUUACAACCUGAGUUUCUGCUGCUUUGCACGAGUCGAUAAAUGACAUUCUGUUGUAUUUACGCACACUCUUGAAGCUCUUCAACUUGGCCGGGAUGACGGCGCGCGUGCGACAACACAGACGCAAGGGCCAUUCAUGAGCUAGAGAUUUUAAUUGCAUCAAGGGGGCGUAACAGUGUCUUGUACACGAAAGUUUUUACAAGAAGAACACACUUUUUUUAGAAUAAAUUUAAAACGAUACAAAAUUAAUUGAUAUUUUUACAUUUUUACUAUUUAGUGCAAAAAAAAUCUCAGAAGUUUUCUACUACAAAAAAUGCUUCUCGAAUGCCUCUAAUUGCUUCAAUUCUUUGGUACAUACUCAUCUUCGACCUAAUUUGGGCAUAUUUUUGUUUGAAUUAUUUACGUACAAAGAGAAAAACACUUUCAAAAGACUGUCUUGCUCGAUCAUAUUCAACUUUAUGAUAUGUUUAUUACCCGAAUAACUUCAUUUUUUCAUAUAAGAUUAAUUUAAUAAUUUAAAGCUCAUUCAAAUCAGCCAAUUCAAAUACACUAUAGUCUUGUACUGGGCUACAUAACAGUUGCACAAGCUUGAAAAAUAGUUGACUGACGCGAUUUAUUUGUGGCCUAUACAUACUUUAAGAACUCGACAGAUUGAAAUUGUUUUUCCCUUGCCUGCAAAGUUUUGUGGCAGUGGUCAAUUCGAGGCAGAAUUUGCCUCCAAGGAAGGGAGCUUGCGAGCGCAAUUACGCAUUCGGGAAUGAGGAAAUUGGAUAUUCGUCGAGCCGCAUUACGCACUCCAAUCGAAGAAUCCAACUCGGCGAAUGAUAAUUUGAAUCGUCGGAAUUCUAAAAGCAAGACGCGAAAUUGUCUUCGUUAAAAACGUCGAGCUUCGCCAUCGGUGCAGACGUGCAGCUCGAUCGAAAUUCAAGAAAAACGAGCUUCGUCCCGAGCUUUUGACGGAUGGCGCGAGCUUGGAAAGCGACGACGAUGUUCGUCGCGCGUAUGUCGAUUGCUAUCGCUGCGGCUAGACGGGGCUCUCAGCGUUUCGACGCGGGAACGUUAUUUAUUGCAAGAUGCAUCACUUUACCCUUGUGCACCAUCGGAGGAGGGUGGUAGGUCGAGUUGGGAUCCCAUACAGCUUAACGCCUCUAUCUUUAUUUUUCUCCAGGAAAUUUAAUCGUAGAUCACAAGCGGUCGAGUCGCUCUCUGUCGUCUCCCUCACUCCCGUGUUGAUCUCUCUGUCUCUCUCUCCCUCUGUAUGUAUUAUUCCUGCCUAUCUUUUCCAGUCGGUCGUAUACAGCCUUACUGGAGUCAUGCUUUUUAUCCUUUCAGUUUUUUCAACUGCGUAUAAUAUUCAAUAUGCGAUGCAUUAACUUACAGAUACGACGUGCUAAACUAUCUCACCGUAUACGCUAGCAUUUUUCCAAUAUUGCUGCGAGAGAUGAAAUCAGAAAUUCGUAGACUGGUUUGUUUGCCUUGAACCUAUAUAUGGAUAGAUAUAUGUGAAUGAAUGUACGAAAUAAACAUGGAAAAUGUAUGUUUUAAAGGAAAAUCUAUGUAUCAACUAAAU
Trichogramma pretiosum is the source of this 3670-nucleotide messenger RNA. RefSeq names its product venom acid phosphatase Acph-1-like. The coding region runs from base 79 to 1143 and encodes 354 amino acids. The transcript is spliced from 6 exons. Gene Ontology annotation, molecular function: phosphatase activity. The record is from RefSeq and is a predicted model, not a curated record. Lineage: Eukaryota; Metazoa; Arthropoda; Insecta; Hymenoptera; Trichogrammatidae. Gene Ontology annotation, biological process: dephosphorylation.